AUGACGGGCGCGGGGCGGGAGCGGGACGCGGACGUGGACGCGGCGGCGGCGGCGAAGGCGCAGGCGGCGCGGGAGGUGUGCGCAGCGUCGGCGGCGUUCGCGUCGUGCCCGCACCGCCGCCGCUCCCCGCGCGGCGGCCGGCCGCACUUCGUCGACUGGUACCUCGUCCUCGCCAUCGGCGAGGCCGCGUCGGAGGACGCCGUGCGGCGGCGGUACCGGCAGCUCGCGCUGCAGCUGCAUCCGGACAAGAACAGGCACCCCAAGGCGGAGGUCGCGUUCAAGAUCGUCUCCGAGGCGCACGCGUGCCUGACGGACAAGGCGCGCCGGCGGGCCUUCGACGCGGAGCGCCGCGCCAGCUUCUGCGCCGCGUGCCACGACCGCCACGCCGCCAGGUCGCCGCCCGCCGCCGCCGGCAGGCUCCGCGCCUCGGCCGGCAGCAAGCAGAGGGUGGCGGCCGAUGCGCAGGCGGCGUCCAGGAGCAAGGAGGGGACCCGCGCCGCGCAGGCGCUGCGGGACGUGCAGAACCGGCUGCGGGACGAGUGCCGGGUCAUCGACGGCUGCCUGCGGGCCAACAACGCCGCGGCGUGCGCGCGCCGGCGCCAGUCGUUCCCGCUCUUCGACCCCUCCGACCGGCGCCGCUUCCCCGACUACCCGCACGUCCGCCCGCCGCCGUUCGGCAACGCGGAGUUCUGGCGCUUCGAGGAGCGCAUUGGCCGCGCGGAUCAAAAAGACCAGAACCAGAGGUGGUGCAGAGGCGGAGGCGAGUCGCCUGUGUACCAGAUCAGGACGGCGGCGCCCGCAGAGUGCACCGCGCGAACCAACCGUGCGUGGUGAAGACAGCAUUAGCAUAAG
Panicum hallii is the source of this 852-nucleotide messenger RNA. Its product is annotated as chaperone protein DnaJ-like. The record is from RefSeq and is a predicted model, not a curated record. The transcript has 4 exons. NCBI's taxonomy places the organism in Eukaryota, Viridiplantae, Streptophyta, Magnoliopsida, Poales, Poaceae. Bases 1 to 834 code for a protein of 277 amino acids.